AUGUCUUUCCUAGCAGUCCCACUCCUGAAACUGGGCUGGUCCCAAGCCAAAAAACACAAGGCCAAGAAAGAUCUCCAAAAAUACCAAAACGCCCAAAACGCCGGCGUCUACCCACCAGACUACACCGAGCAACACGCAAUGAGCGGGUAUCCAGUGGGCGCCACGCCCGGCACAACCAUCCACUUCGACCCGCCCGAACAAAGCAAAGGCGCCAAACUAACCUUCAUGUUCUUCUCCGGGCUCCGCUUCCUCCAAUUCGUCUUCGGCCUAACCGUCAUCGGCCUGUACGGCAAAGACGUGCACCACGACCACUCCGAGAAACACGUCUGGCACUCGAAAUGGGUGUAUGCGCUCGUCACAGCCUUCCUAGCAACCGUCACAGCAGCCAUGCAUCUUAUCCUGCCGUUCGUGAUGCGCAAAGCUAAGCCCGGCGCUGGAGCGGGCCCCGUGCUGCUGCUGCCGCAGUUUGUGUGGGAGUUUGUUGUUACCGUACUAUGGUUGACGCUCUUUGGGAUCUUUGGGAAGAUGUAUAUUGGUGUUCAUCUUGUGGAGAAGGGUGAUAAGGCGGAUGAUGCUACUUCGGCGCUUGGUGAUGCGUCGAAGAUUAAUCGUAUGCGUCAUGCUGUCUAUGUUGAUGUUAUUAACUUGGCGUUCUGGGUUAUGACUGCUUCUUGGGUUUUGGUGCGCUGGUUGAAGAGUCGCAGAUUGGCUGUCGCUAGUGGGUUUGAUGCUGAGAAGGGUGGGCAGAUUUAG
This is a messenger RNA of Penicillium egyptiacum, 753 nucleotides long. The record is from the annotation of a GenBank genome assembly. Lineage: Eukaryota; Fungi; Ascomycota; Eurotiomycetes; Eurotiales; Aspergillaceae.